AUGGCUAGUAAAAGAACAAGAUCGGAUGCUUUUUUAGCUGCAUCGAAUCAUUGGAAUAAGAAACCAAAACCACAUAAGGAAGAAGAGAAAGAAGCAAAGCCAAAGGAUGUGCCAGAAGUUAUUAAUAUAUCAUCAGACGAUGAAAGUAUCACCGAAAUUAAACCAAAAUCAUCUCCAAUUAAAUUAUUUUAUAAUCCAAGUUAUCAUGAAAAUCUAAAAUCAAAAGUGAAUAAGGAUUGUAUUAAAAUAACAGACAUAGUUGGAUCUCCAGAAUUAACUGAAACAUAUCAAUUCAAUUUCAAUGUGGACUUACCUUAUUUCCUCAAAUUUCUCGAUAAAUCAUUCAUAAAUAAACGUAAACCAAUCACAUUCAUAACCGGAUCACAAUUAUUAGAUCCCUCAUUUGAAGAAACAAGUGAAAUUAAAUCAAAGUUUAAUAUUUCUGAGGUUAUUGCAUCCUUACCUAAUAGAUACGCAUCACAUCAUACUAAAAUGAUGAUUAAUUUUUAUGGAGAUGAUUUAGAGGUGGUAAUCAUGUCUGCUAACAUUACUCAAAUUGAUUUUAUUGGAUUGACUCAAAUGGUAUGGAGAUCAGAGAAACUAAAAAAAGGAAAGACUACAACUACUCGAGGUAAGAAAUUUCAAAAUGAUCUAAUUGCAUAUUUGAAAACAUACAAGAAAUCAAACAUUACAAGUUUAGCUUCUAUUUUGAAAGAUUAUGAUUUUCUGUCUGUUACUGUUGAAUUAAUUGCUUCUAGUCCCGGAAAGUAUGAUAUUGAUAAAGAUGAGGAAAUAUACGGAUAUGGAAAAUUAUAUAAAACAUUACAAGAACAUGAUUUAUUGCUUAAUAAUACUGAUAAAAGUAAGAAGUAUAACAUCCUAGCUCAAACAUCAGCUAUUUCAUAUCCUAUAUCAAUUGAAAAAUGGUCAACUGGAGGAAUUCUCUCACAUUUAAUAUGUCCUUUAAUUUUUGGAAAGAAUAACUUCAAGUUGUUAGAACCCAGUGGCUCAAGUUUUAAAAAUCAUCAACAUCAACAUAAUUAUACACCCAGUAUUGUGUUUCCCACAGUUGAUGAAGUUGCAAAUAGUAAUGUUGGAUAUUGGAGUGGACAAGCCUUACAUUUCAAUUACACACAAUCAUUCAUUCAUAAAAAUUACUAUACACAAAAUUUAAAACCAUAUUUGAAACGCUGGGGAUCACAUCAAUUAAUCACCGGUAGGGAAAAAGUGAUGCCCCAUGUCAAGAUAUAUACUAUUGAUAAUGGAGAUAAUUUCAAUACACUUAAAUGGGUAUAUAUGGGACUGCAUAAUUUAUCAAAACAAGCAUGGGGUAGUCGAAAGGGAAAUAAAUUUACUAAUGCUGAUCCAAGGGAAUAUGAACUAUCCAGCUAUGAAUUGGGUGUGUUGAUCAUACCUGAGAAAGAUGAGGUGAUAAAACCUGUGUAUAUGAAAGAUACAAUUGAUGAGGUUGGUGUGUUGCCUGUUAGAUUUCCUUUUAGGGUUCCUUUGACUAGUUAUUCUAAUGAUGAUUUGCCGUGGAGUGGUAAGGUUGAUUAUGGAGAUAAAGAAGAUUCACAGGGGAUGAAGUAUAAUUUAGGGUAA
Insectozyma verbasci is the source of this 1602-nucleotide messenger RNA. The record is from the annotation of a GenBank genome assembly. Lineage: Eukaryota; Fungi; Ascomycota; Pichiomycetes; Serinales; Debaryomycetaceae.